GGCUCGAGGGGCCUCUCAAAAUGUCACGAGAAGUCCCACGCGGCCACAGAGCGCACUCCGCGUGUUUCACUGCCACGGCGCAGCAGCUCAGGGAUUCACGUGGGGUGGGCUGGCAAAAACCCACAGCAAACCCACAGCUGUGCGGAAAUGACACAGUACCGUCACGUCACGCGAGAGGGCACUGACUAGAGAAAAAAAAAAGCAGCGGAGAGAAACACGGACAACAGUUACCCGUGGACAAAUCCACUGGAUUUAAAGCACGAGCAUGACUAAUGCCUCCUAACCUACUGCACACGGCUGCCCGGAGUCGAAAAGGACAUGAGCUCUUCUGUGUGCAUGGUUAAUGCAGACGGACAAGUGCCUGAUAAAAAAGUUAAAGUCGAGAAAGAUGCAGAGGAUGUUAUUGAAAACACAGAGGGGAAGAUGGAGAGCUUCUUUAAGCGCAUUACAAAACGAUCAGCAACACACGCAGUCCCUGAGGUGGAAGGGCCUACUAGCAGGAAGAGGGUCAAGGUGACAACACAGGCAGGAGAACAUCUCCUUGACAGCAGUUCAGAUAAUGGAAGCAGGUCAUGUUCUCACAGUCACAGAUUAUCUCCACAGGAACAGAUUCCCAUCUCUUCAUACAGGAAACCACUCUACAGCAUCACACAUCGCAUUUCUGAGCGUAAAGCUGCAUCCAAUCUGGACCAGCACGGAGCCCACAAUGGAGUCAGAGCAAGCAAUAAUGGUGUUCACUUACAAAAAGUGGGCAGCUCUAGAAAGCAUCACAUGUUUAAGGCCUCCACUAAUGUGGGGGUCACAGGGUCUUCUGCUGCCUUGGAUUCUCACCUCUACCCACUCAUCGAGAAGAUGUUCUUCCUCCUCAACACACUGAAUUCCAGCAUGACCCAGCUGCACAGUAAGGUGGAUUUGCUCUCGCUUGAAGUGACACGUAUCAAAAAGCAGAUGAAACCCUCUGAGAUGAUCAUGGAAUUUCAACCUCCUCCUGAAUACCAGCUGACCAGUGAAGAACUCACCCAGUUGAUGGAGCAAACAUCCACUGCGGGAGAUCUUGGCUGCAGACUCCUCGUUCAACUGUUCCCAGAACUCUUCACAACAAAAGAAUGCACGCAUGGCUGCAGCUCAUGCAGCCUUACAACCAAACGGACAUUAGAUUCAUUGCAUCUUCAGCUAAUACGUAACUAUGUGGAAGUCUGCUACCCAUUGGUGAAAAAUGAAAAUGUCUGGCAGACGGAGUGCUUGCUGCAGAUCAAUGAUUUCUUGAAUCGUUUCUGGGCUCAGAAGGACAUGGAGAGUGGUCAUAUGUGUGACAAACAGGCUCCAGUGCAUGUCGGGUUUGACAUGGAUCCCAAUCGUGCUUGUCAUUUCAUCAGUGAAGAUGCCCAGGAUGAGAGUCUUUCCCUCAACUCUGGAGAGAACAAUGAUGUUCAUCUCAAUGUCAGUUCAGAUGUAGCGUUUGACCAACAUGAGGCAGACUCUGAAGACUUAACUUCGCCAGAGGAGCUUGUUGUGUUUUUGUUGAACAGACUCUUUCCGGAGGUGUUUGAGGAGGGCAAGUUGCCGGAGGGCCACAACAGCAUUGGACAGUUGAUCAGUGACUCAGACAGACUAGAAAUUAUACAAAAAUACAUGGAGGCCAAUUUCCCUGAUAUCCCAGAAGAAACCUGGCUGCAAUUGUGUGUACAACAAAUGGAGGAAGCACUGGAGAAUGCUUCAAUCAAUGGCAGCAGUCGUGACAACCGAGAGAGAUAUGACACCACUCGUCUGCCUGAUAACAUCUCCAUUGUAAAGAUCAGUGAUCUGUGUGAUUACGAGAAACCAAAUCGCAGGUCUAAGAAAUCGUUGCUGGAGCCUGUGGAUUUUGACACACUAGAGAUUCCUCCUCCAGACUUUGAAGUUCCUCGGGAGUAUCUACUUACUAAGGAACAGCUAAAGAAUAACUAUGAAAGCAGUUUAUCAAUUGGGAACUUUGCAUCUCGACUCCUGGUUCUCAUGUUCCCUGAGCUCUUUACUUACGAGAAUGCACGAAAAUACUUCAACUGCAGUGGCUCUCUAGGAAAGAAACAGCUGGAUCCCCUACGAAUCAGUCUCAUCCGGCAUUACGUCCAGCUGCUUUACCCACAAGCUAAGAACGACCGUGUGUGGACCCUUGAGUUUGUCGGCAAACUUGAUGAGCGCUGUAGGCGACGAGAUACCGACCAACGACGUUCAUACCAGCAACAACGGAAGGCCUGUUCACCUGACCAAGAGCCUGACCCAAAAGACUCGCUGCUAACUGCUGGGCAAAUCAAUGUUCUCAGUUCAGACCAUCUGAAAGAGGACUUUGAAGUCCUGUCUUCACCCCUGGAGAAAAGCAGCAAGGACUUCUGCAAAAUUCCUCUCGAGGACCUUUCAGUGUCCACCCCAGACUUUCCAGUGCCUUCUGAGUACCUGCUCACGGAUGCUGAAGUGAGGGAAAUUGUGCAACAGAGUCUGUCUGUGGGAAAUUUUGCUGCUCGCCUUCUCGUCCGUCUCUUCCCAGAACUUUUCACACAGGAAAAUUUACGGCUGCAAUACAACCACUCUGGGGCCUGCAACAAGAAACAGCUGGACCCUGUACGUCUCCGACUUAUCCGUCAUUACGUGGAGGCUGUCUAUCCAGUUGACAAAAUGGAGGAAGUGUGGCACUACGAAUGCGUGCCAAGCAUCGACGAGCGCUGCAGGCGACCCAAUCGCAAGAAAUGUGACAUUCUAAAGAAGGCAAAGAGAUCAAACAACACUGUGACUUAUUCUUAGACAAUGUUCCUGCAAAGCGCAGAUCUGUUUUCCUAUAUUUUACACAACAUACCUGUUAUUUGCACAAGUCCAUAAGCUGAAGCAUAUUGAAACUUGUUCUUGUUUAAGGUCUAGUUCGGCUGGUCGAGUUCACAUCCAUGGCCUUAAACAGGAUGGUUUCGUAGGUGACAAAGUUGGUGAUUGAAACCACUAUCACAUGACAGUGAAAUAUUAUUACUAUUUAUAUGCCAAAAUAUUAUUGAUGUUAUUCUAAUGUCUAAUUAAUAGAUAAGCUAAAGUUAGCCUUAAUCAAUUUAAAUGUAAACAUUUAGUUUUUAAAAACAAUAGGUCACUUUAGUUUCAGGUGAGGGCAGAGAUGAUAUAUAAAUAUAUAUUGUUUUAAGUUGUAGCAAUGUUGCAACACUGUUUUUUUUUCUGAUUAUCAACAUAUUGAAGUAUGUCCUGCCUUGCAGGAAGUAAAUCUUAUUCAUAUGUACUUAACUAUAGCACCAGGUUAUAUGUUAUAUAUUUUCUAAUAAAAAUUCACUUCCUAGCCAA
Molecule: messenger RNA, 3315 nt
Organism: Cyprinus carpio (common carp)
Lineage: Eukaryota; Metazoa; Chordata; Actinopteri; Cypriniformes; Cyprinidae
Product: BEN domain-containing protein 3-like
Biological process (GO): rDNA heterochromatin formation
Cellular component (GO): heterochromatin
Molecular function (GO): DNA binding
Source: RefSeq, a predicted model, not a curated record